Molecule: messenger RNA, 2702 nt
Organism: Ceratina calcarata
Lineage: Eukaryota; Metazoa; Arthropoda; Insecta; Hymenoptera; Apidae
Gene: Sf3b2
Product: splicing factor 3B subunit 2
Exons: 3
Coding region: 327-2522 (731 amino acids)
Cellular component (GO): U12-type spliceosomal complex; nucleus
Source: RefSeq, a predicted model, not a curated record
UUUUCACAGUAAUGCGUGAACUGAGUCAGACUGCGUGCCACUGAAUGGCGCUGAAAGCCAUGCUAACAAAAAAUAUAUUGAGUGUCAUCCCCCAGCUCCGUCCUUUAGGUCCAUGAUUGUCCAUGAUACUGACAUUACUGACUGUUACUGACUGGUAAUUGGGCACUGGCAGCAACCAUGUAUAUGGUUUCCCUCGAUAAUUGUUGAGAGAAUAUUAUAUAUGGAGUAAACUAAUUAUUCGAAACGAUUGAAAGAUCUUCAAAGUCUUUGUUCAAAGCUACGUUUUCGUACGAUACUUAAAAAGAGAGGAGAAGAAAACAACGAAGAUGGCUGGCAACGAGUUGUUGUUACAGGCACAACAAAUGCCACCUUUGAUGAAUAUGGUCCCAAACAGUGGCCUUGGAGUACCUGGGAUAGAUCCUCCAAAGACAUUACCCAGCUUGCUUAGCUUGAAAGUAAGCCCACCGAGCGAAUUACAAAACCCAAGUAUACCAGGUGAUAAUGGUCCAGAUGGUGACACUGAGGCUGUAAAACUGCCAGCAGCUUUGGAACAAGUUCUGGCAUUUAAAAAUGAAAGGGCCAAGGAAGUAGGAGGAGAUCCAAAUGACUUAGUCUCGUUAGGGAAGUUGUCUAAUCAUGAGACUGUAGGAGAAGAUGUGACAUCAAUGGAAGACGUUAUACUUGAACCUGAAACAGCAACAGAGAAAAUGGACACAAAAACGACCAAGGCUAAAAAGAAGAAGAAGAAAAAAAGAAAGAAGCACAAUGCGGGCAAAGAGGCAGAAAGCAAGAAAGAAAAUGCGGAGAAUUCAAAACAGAAAGAGGAUUUACCUGAGAUCGAAUAUAUUCAGGAGAUCCCUAGCAUUAACGAUUUAGAACCGAUGUAUCGCCAAUUCGCCAGAAUUUUCGAGGCAUUCAAGCUGACAGAACCAGAACCGAAAUCGGCAGAAGCCGAAAAGGGAGAACCGAUCGGACAGUAUCCACCAGUGGCGACGCUGCAAACGGCAGGAACGGUACCUAGUAAAGUGCCACCACUGGACGAUUUUGACGACGACGCGAAUCAACAGCAACAGCAACAGGGAACAGGCGAGAACGGUGCUCCGCGGUUGUCGAAACGAAAAUUGAAGAGGCUCACGCGUUUAAGCGUCGCGGAAUUGAAACAGCUGGUAGGACGUCCCGACGUUGUGGAGAUGCAUGACGUCACCGCGCGAGAUCCGAAGCUGCUUGUACAAUUGAAAGCUCAUCGUAACACGGUGCCCGUACCGAGGCAUUGGUGCUUCAAGAGGAAGUAUCUACAAGGAAAACGCGGAAUCGAGAAGCCUCCCUUCGAUCUACCAGAUUUCAUUAAGCGUACAGGCAUCACGGAGAUGAGAGCGAGCCUCCAGGAGCGGGACGACACACGCACGUUGAAGGCUAAGAUGCGAGAAAGGGCAAGGCCGAAGCUCGGCAAGAUAGACAUCGACUAUCAGAAACUGCACGAUGCGUUCUUUAAAUGGCAAACUAAACCUCGUAUGACUAUCCAUGGUGACUUGUAUUACGAGGGUAAAGAGUUUGAGACUCGAUUGAAGGAGAAGAAGCCCGGGGAAUUGUCCGACGAACUGCGCACGGCGCUCGGUAUGCCGGUAGGACCUAAUUGUCACAAAGUGCCACCACCGUGGUUAAUCGCUAUGCAACGUUACGGACCACCACCGAGUUACCCGAAUUUGAAGAUACCCGGUUUGAACGCGCCGAUUCCCGAGGGUUGCGCGUUCGGUUAUCACGCCGGCGGUUGGGGAAAACCACCUGUGGACGAAACGGGAAGACCGCUGUACGGGGACGUAUUCGGUAUAUCGCGUACUCCCGGAGGUGAUAACAUGGACGAGGAAAUCGAUAGAGGCAUGUGGGGCGAGCCCGAGUCCGAGUCCUCCGGAGAUGAGGAUGAGGACGAGGAUGCAGAAGAAGGCGGAGAAGGCGAGGGAGAAGGAAAGGACGGAGACGGAGACGCGAGUGGCCUGGUCACUCCUGGCGCUGAAGGUUUGAUAACGCCCAGCGGAAUCACGUCGAUUCCUGCGGGAUUAGAGACUCCGGAGACGAUAGAAUUGAGGAAGAAGAAAAUCGAAAGCGAAAUGGAAGGAGGAGACACCCCGGCUUUGUACACAGUUUUGCAAGAGAGGCGAACGGAUGGUCUUGGGGCGAGCAUGAUGGGCAGCACGCACGUGUACGAUAUGACCGGCGCUGCAGGAGGGCAAGCACCGCCGUCUGUAAUCGCUGCGAGGCGCGGAGCGAGCGGGACCACAUCCGAUGGAAGGACAGAGAAAGACGGUGCCGUUGAAUUAGCAUUAGAUCCCAGCGAACUUGAUCUAGAUUCCGAGGCGAUGGCAUCGCGGUAUGAAGAGACAAUGAGAUCGAGACAAGCACAUUUGAGGAGAGAGGACUUAUCCGACAUGCUUCAGGAUCACGUGCAACGACAAAAAAGUAAACGCAAACGGCAACAAGGACAAGAGUCGAAAACUUCGAAGAAAUACAAAGAGUUCAAGUUUUAAAUUGCCACGUUAUAAAAGUGAUCAUUUACCUGAAAGAUAUAAAAAUGAUAUAAUGUUAAUAAAUGUCUCGUGUAUCCACAAGUUUUUAACUAAUACACUACUAGUAUUAAUAUACUGUAUUGCUUCAUAAUUUUAUCAGGAGCACACAUCAAUUAAAAAAAGAAGGCCAUUAUUACGUCA